AUGAAGAGGAUGCGAGAGCCCUCUGAGAAGUCCAAGAAGGCAAAGUUGGGAGAAACUUUUGGGUCAAGACCUCCAGUCCCUCUGGCUGACUCUCCAAGUAAGUCUAUACCUCUUUCCCGCUCUGUAAAACUUAAACCUAUUGCUUCUUCUCUUCCCCAAACCACUCCCAUCUACACCUCAUAUGAAACACCCCCCUCAACCACCAGAACCUCUAAGCCCCCCCCCCCCACUCUAAAAUUUAACCUUGCUACCACCAUAGUACCCGUUUCUGAAGCAGAAAUGCUGAAUGAAACUACCUCACCUUCUUCAUCAUCCUCACCUCAAUCCCCACCAUACUAUGUCUUUUCCUCUGACAACGAACCCUCUGACCCUCAAUACCCCACUCUAGCUCAGUUUCAUGCUCGUGCACUGGCCUCUCAACAGCCAUCACAAACUAUACCUGAACCAGAAGUCACCUCUCUACCCCCUGAACAACAAAAUCCAACUACAUCCGAACAACCUCAAACACCACCACCUGCACAACAACCUAAUCCACCUCCUGAACAACCAAUCCACUCACCAUCUGAACCUUAA
Messenger RNA from Lathyrus oleraceus (garden pea), 573 nucleotides. RefSeq names its product flocculation protein FLO11-like. The transcript has a single exon. The coding region runs from base 1 to 573 and encodes 190 amino acids. The record is from RefSeq and is a predicted model, not a curated record. Lineage: Eukaryota; Viridiplantae; Streptophyta; Magnoliopsida; Fabales; Fabaceae.